Gasterosteus aculeatus aculeatus (three-spined stickleback) is the source of this 2842-nucleotide messenger RNA. Lineage: Eukaryota; Metazoa; Chordata; Actinopteri; Perciformes; Gasterosteidae. The record is from RefSeq and is a predicted model, not a curated record.
CACACACACACACACACAGCAGGCCUCGCCUCCCUGGUAUGAUAACAGCAGCUGGGAUUAAUGCUUAAACUUGCCCUUUGUAGGUGCGCUCGGUCUUCUUUGAGACACAGUGGUGCAGGAGACACUCUGACCGGGGCGUGACGCACCUGUCCUUGCUGCUAAGGAUCAUGGGAAGCCGCGGGAGGCUGUAGGUGGUGUUCGGAGAGAGAGAGAGAGCGAGAGAGAGAGAGAUCCACUGAUCGAUCAUGAGGAGGUUUUUCCGAGCGGACAGGAACGAGGACCACAGUCAGAUCCAGUAUCUGACGGCCAAGUGCACCCGGCUGGCUCACGACAACGGUGAGAAUAAAAGUUACACAUUUACAUUUCCCUGCUGCUCGCUGCCAUUGUGACCGUGCCAGUCAUUUGUGUUACUUCUGUCUGCUCAAAUUCACUGCAGUGUUUUUCUCUAAAUGAAAUGUCUGAGAUUCUAUAAUCGCUCAUGGUCCUCUGGUAUGUGAAGGUGGAUUCUGCCUCUUACUAAAGUUCAUGUCACUAACGGGCAGAAAACAAAAUCAUAAAACCGCAGAAGGAACGUUAACCGGAGAGUUCCCUCCAGUCCCUCCCUCAAGUUCAAAGGUCAACUGUGGGUGUGUCGUGUAUUUAGGACCUCGCCGCAGAAAAAUGUCCUCACGAGUCCUCUCCUAAUAAUCGGUUUUAGCUUUAAUGAGAGAAAUCACACUGAUUAAAAUAAAUAUUGUAAAAAGGAAACAGAACACUUUGAUUGAACGAUGUGAUGUCCAUCAUAUGAUGCAUUAUUAUGUCUUAUAACAUCUAAAGCAAUGGGUGACGGGUGGGUGGCCAAUCAGAAUCAGAACUAAACAAUAAACAACAUGAGGUGCGGACAGAGAAGAUGAAUCCAAAGAAACGGCGAAUGUUAACCGCGCUGAAUGUUAAAAGUGGCGAAUGAUCGACCGCAUCGACGUACGCCAUGAGGACCACAGAGUGAGAGACGAGGACGGGAUCCAAAAGAAAUAUGUGUGGAAGCAAUUAAGGACACACAAGUGCAGUGAUGAGGUGAGAGGGACGGGGGGGGGAAAGUGUCUCAAGGCCAGAAGUGACAUACGACCCUUUAUCUCAAGCGUCACGGUUCUAAGUAAAAAGAGGGUGAUUCCUGAAACAGCGGCUCUGACUCGGCUCUGUGCCGCUGCAGCGAUGCUCGACAGGGAGAUGCUGCUGGCCCGAGGCCGCGAGAGGAAGCUGCACAGCGAGCUGGAGGCCGCGGCCUCUGGACUCCGCCUCCGCGAUCAGAUCAACGCGGAGCUCAGGAUGAGAGAGGAGCAGCUCAUCGGCAGGAUCCACCAGCAGCAGGACCUGGUGCACCGGCUGCAGCAGCGCCUGCUCCUGCUGGCGGAGGCGAGCUCCCGGGACGGCGAGCUGCUGCGGCAGGUCGGCACAGAGCUGCUGUGCCUGCAGAGCUCCGAGGUGGAGCUGGAGGGCCUGGUGGAGGAGCUGCACGCCGAGGCCCAACGCAAGGCCGGGAUGGCAGAGAGCCUCCAGGCGGAGCUGCACGCUGAGGCCCAGCGCCGGGCCGCCCUGACGGAGAGCCUGCAGGCGGAGCAGCGCAGGAAGAGGGCCGAGCUGGAGGAGCUACGAGACACCAACCAAACGCUGACGGACGAGCAGAAGGAUCUACGCUCGGCUCACCAGACGCAGGUGAGGGAGCUGCAGCAGGAGAACGAGGGGAGUCUGAGGAAGCUGCAGGCGACGGCGGAGCAGUUCGAGUGGCUCUGUCAGCAGCAGCGCGGCUGGAUGUGUUGUGUCAAGAGAUUCAAGGACAGCCUGAUGGAGGAGAGGGACGCUCUGCUGCGACAGGUCGUCGCCCUCAACAAGAAGGUCGAGGAGCUGAAGAAGAGUUUGCGCGAAGACGCUCCCACGCAGAGCGUCCUCCGUCCCCCGCAGGACACUAAACGCCGUGACAGCAGCUUAACGUCGUUGGACGCAGACGCUGUGGCUGACCUGGAGUCUCGGGUGGAGAAGUCAAACAUGCUGUACGCGGCGCUCUUUAACCAGGCAGGAGUCCUCAUCAGCGGAUACCAACACCCUCCUUGAGGACCUGCAGCCUGCAGCCUGGACUCGUCUUCCUCUUCUCUUCCCACCUUCUGCAAACCACAACUUUACCGCUAAAUGUUUGUGUGCGCGGUGAACUUUGUAAAAUACCCGCCAGUCGUUGUCGUAAAAAAAAAAGAAAAGAAAAGAAAACAUGGAACAGCUUAACCGACUCGUUCCCAGAGCCUUUUUUCCCCCUGUCUUCCUUUUACUGUGACACGUGCACAUCACAUGAUGUCACAUUCUCCCGUAAUCGUCCGUUACUCAGACCGUGUAAUCAACACCACCAACCAGAGCGGUGAAGCACCUGCGAAUGUUCUCUUCUGUUGUGUUGCCAAUGAAUCCUCUCUCGGGGGAAGCAGCUGCUGGCGAGCAACAGGAAACAACAAAACGUGCCGUUCAGAGCAAACCGAGGCCCGGCGGAUGGUUUCCUCCGCACGGAGGAUCUGGUUCAUCUCCGCUCCGAACGAGGGGAGAUCCUCACUUAUCAGCACGGAACAGGGAGACGUACGGGAGGGGCCAGUGCUGUCGACUCGAUGGUCUUCAUCGAAAUGGGAAACAUGUGACGCACACAUGCUUCGAGUAACCCUUUGGUUGCUGGACUGACGCGACGAAGCCUCGAGUCCGACGGCAUCGCCGUCGUGGAUUACACGGUCACUUUGUGCAAGUUACGAUAAUUGGAAUCACAACAAGCUCCGCCCUAAAGCAUAUUCGUGCGCUAUGGUUUAGUGGACCGUAAUAUACUAAAUGAACAUCA